Myxocyprinus asiaticus (Chinese sucker) is the source of this 3497-nucleotide messenger RNA. RefSeq lists its product as uncharacterized. Gene Ontology annotation, cellular component: cell cortex; apical plasma membrane; nucleus. Lineage: Eukaryota; Metazoa; Chordata; Actinopteri; Cypriniformes; Catostomidae. The record is from RefSeq and is a predicted model, not a curated record. Gene Ontology annotation, molecular function: protein kinase C binding. The coding region runs from base 1 to 3324 and encodes 1107 amino acids. Gene Ontology annotation, biological process: regulation of cellular localization; centrosome cycle; establishment or maintenance of cell polarity. The transcript has 9 exons.
AUGGAGGGGGAGACAGAAGGAAGCCAAGAUCUUUCUAGCAUACACCCACUAAGAAGUGGGGCAGAGAAAGGUACUGAGCUAACAGAUGACCCUCAAAGUGAGCCAUCCACUGCAUUGAAAUCCAAAGCAUCUUUUACUUGCUGCUACCCUGAAUCCCCAACAACUCUCUCUGGUUCAGCUGUUUCUGCUCUGCAAUCUAAAGUUAAGGCAGUGUCCCAGAGAAAGCUCAAGGGGAAGGAGAGAGAUGAUCUAGUGAACAAGAUUUCUAAAGAACAGUCAGGCAAGAAAAGUCAAGAUGAUGAGGUGUUGUUUCCUUGUCAAACAGAAAACACUGAGCAGAGCAGGAAGUCAAGCACUGGUGAUGAAAAAGUGUUGGAACCCAAGUUUCAGGUGUCCACUGCCCUGACCAACUCUGUGAUGCAAGGAGACAAGGAGACUUGCAGCAAAAGUGGGAAAGACACCCUAUCUCAGGGUGCAGCUGGGAUGUCCCGUGGGCUUUGUGAAGGGUCUAGUCUGGAAAACAUUGCAGUAGGUGGUGCUGGUGAGCCUCAAGGGGACACCCCACCAUCAAAGUCAACAACGUCUUCUCCCAGGCAUUGGGCUCCUCCCAAGGGCUUUUGGAGAGUGGCCCGACCAGAGACGUUAUUUCUAAAUUCAGAGAGUCCCUCCACACAGGCAACUCCAAAGGAUGUACCACCUAUAAUUGAGAAGGAUCCAAAAUGGAAGCCAAAGGUGAAGGCUGUGGGUGCAAUGGUUCACAAGGAGCUGCAAAGGUCUGACAGCUUGGAAAGUGCUUUUCGUAGGUGUCUCAAGAAGGAAACCGGCAUGGCGGAUCCAGUCGGUGGCCUAUGGAAGGCAGACAGCUGGGAGACUGUGUGCUCCAGAGGAGGGACUUUGUCUCUUGCAGAGAAAGUAGAGAUUAGCAAGAGGCACCAAUACCAAGUCAAGGCCAUUGAUAUCACAAAUUCUAUGCAUCCAGAGGGACAGUAUCAACCACCAAAGAAGCCAUACAGAGAUUUACCACCCUACGAAGUAGAUGACUGGGACUCAGCAAUCUUCACAAAGGAGCCUGUUUUUAACUACAGACCUCUGAUUGCCACCACUGAAGUAACUCUCAGCCCACGUCAUGAGCAAGCAAAGCGUCUGUUAGCGAGAGCUCGAUUCAAAGCACGUUCUCAAAACCCUAAAAGUGACAACCCUACCUGCCCUGCUCAAAGGGAGGAACUGGAGGUCUUACCAAUCAGUGUUUCAUCUAUACUGCACGGUGCUGUUCUUGUCACGGCUCAGGAGGAGGUGGCUUCCCCUCAUCAGCAGUUGGACAUCCGAGGCAGGAACCAUGAACAUGGGGUGCGCUUACGUUAUGGACACUCACCUACACGAGUACGUUUCGAAGAUGAGUCAGAAAAGGAGGCUGAGCGACGGUACCUAGAGCGGGUUCGUGAACGUGGGCCAGUGGUGGUGGAGAAAUCCCACUCCACCCAGCAGCUAAAAGCAGAACCUGCAUUCAACAUCCCAAAAGAAAGCAGGGGGACGUCGAUAAAUUGGUUAAACGUUGGUUUCCCUGUGGCCAUAUUGACCAAAGAAGGAGAGUGUCUAGCUGCCAUGGUGCCAAAUGAAGAAAUUGUCAGGACGUGUGAGGCCUGUGGGAGCAUCCUGGGACCUGCACAGGCCAAAGAUUCUCCUGCCACAACAACACACAGUAGCAUAGAAUCUCAGGUGAAGAGAGUCCCUCGAUGGGUCAUCCCUGACCAAUCCAGUCAAACCAUGAGCCCAACCUUCAUGGAAAGGAUCACUUUCACUGGAGGCCACAGCCUGGCUGAAAGUGUUGGAAGGGGAGGUGUGGGUGGUGCAGGUGAAAGUAUGUCAGCUUUUGGGAAAUUGCGAAGGAGGAGCAGGAAAGGGGAGAGCAGAGGUGAAACAGGCCAUGGCCCCUAUGCCCGAUGCCAGGAUCUUUGGACUCAGAGAAGAAACUCCAAAACCAGGUCAAGUCUGGAGGAUCUAACUACUCGCUCUAAAGUUAUGAAGACACCAGCACAAGGUGUCGCUUUUGCCACAGAAACCUCAUCUGUGCUUGAGAAUAAUGAUCUCACCACCAAUGUCAGGGACUCUCCUACUCCCCAGCUUCCCAUCAAAUCGGCUCUGAAAUCAGGUUCCAAGAGCAGGCAGACAGGGCAGCGGGUGGUUAAGCUAAUGCCCUCAGUUAAGUACCGCUUAAUUCACCUUGACCACAAGCUGGAUGGAGGCUCUCACCACGAAAGUAUUCAGCCUGAAGAACACCACAGUGUCACUCUCAGUGCCUCCCCCCGGGUUCUUCCAGUCACCUCAGGACUGACUUUUUGUACCAGACCAUCCUCUCUCAGGUAUUCCUCAUCUAUGCUGACAACAGACAUCCAGGCUCUAAAAAUAUGGGACCCUGCAGCAGACCCAGUCACUUGUCGUUUGGCAAGUGAGGGUGUCUGCAGGGAUCCCAGAAGCUCUUGCGCACCUCCUGUUCCCUCUGAGUGCCGCUCAGUUCUGAGAUCUAUGGGCUUGUCCAAGGCAGAUGACCUGAGGGCAGAACUUCUGAGAGCAGAGCACCAAAAGGCUGAAAUGCACUGGGAUGACAGUGUAGCUGGGUCUAGGAGAGGAGGGGAGAGAGAAGGGAGGCCUAAGUUAUCUCUCCGCCGCUUUUUCUCAGCCAUGGGUCUGAACAGUGUGGGUAAGCUGGUGACGGGCAGCCGCUCCAACAGCAUGGAGCAUCUGUGUUCCCCCACAGCCCGCUACAGUUCUACCUCCCCCAGCUCUACACACAGAGGCCUGGCCCCUCUGCUGAGAACCCCCUCUCUCCAGUUACUCCACACAGUGUCUCCUUUGACACAGUUACGUAAAGCAUCUUCAGUACAGAGUCUACAGUCCCCAAAAAGGAAGUUUGAAUGCUCCACUAUACUAGGAGAGUUACCAUUGCCAUUGAGUUUGGGACCCAGGGAACUUCAGAAGGAAGAGAGUGUAGCGGAGGAUUCUCAAGGGACAGGUCCACUAGGGCGGUUGAUACAGGCCUUUCCGGAUGGAACUUUACUUAUAGAGCUCAUCAGACCUGCCAAUGGACCCUUCGGCUUUGUCAUCUCCAGGGGUAAAGGGAGACCAGACUCAGGUAUAUAUGUGGAACGAGUUGGAGACAGUCCCACAGAGAACAUCUACACUGGGCUACUGGGUGUUGGAGAUGAGAUUUUAGAAGUCAAUGGGGAAAUCAUAGCUGGACUGACCCUAGAUCAGGUUACACGCCUAAUGACCCGUGAUAGCAAAGCCACUAUCCGGAUCCUUCAACAUUCCUGGAUCAAGCAUUGAUGCAAGUGGAGCAAACUACAGACCAUGGAAUUGUAAAGAUGACAACAAAGGACAGGACAAAUUACAAAACAUUGAAUUUACACUGUUAUUUAUCUGCAAGUUAUAGUGAAGGGCAUGUACAAUCAAUAACAUGUGCAAUGCAUUGUUCACAGAGCAAUAAGAAAUAAAUAUAU